This is a messenger RNA of Anopheles funestus (African malaria mosquito), 1255 nucleotides long. RefSeq lists its product as uncharacterized. NCBI's taxonomy places the organism in Eukaryota, Metazoa, Arthropoda, Insecta, Diptera, Culicidae. The record is from RefSeq and is a predicted model, not a curated record. The transcript has 2 exons. Bases 145 to 1131 code for a protein of 328 amino acids.
CUGCCAGAUUGUCAAACAUUCAAACAACUGCAACCGCCAAAACAUCUCAACGAGCCAAGUGGCGUUGAUGUGUAUUUCUUUUAACUCCCGUGAAAUUUGUCACCUUGGAUUUCAACGUUUGGCUUUGUAACAUACCAUAUAACAAUGGGUUCGUUAAAUAGCAAAGUUUCGCCAUCUGCUGAAAGUACAUCAGCGCAGGAUCACGAACCAUAUCUUGAUCCACGUUCACCAACACUCUACAUCAACAGAAGCCCUACCAGCCAGGAGCAGACUGAUGUUUCACGUACAUCGAUUACUAAAGCGAAAGAUCUUACAUCUGUGCUUACGGAACCAUGUGCAUAUGCCCUCCAGACGCCGAGCAACCUGUUACCAAAGCGGUUCCAAUCCAUCAUUGACCCACGAUCGCCGAGCACAUUUAACAGAACUCCGCUAGUUUUAGCACCGGAAGAUGCUGGUGAUUGCUCUUUGACUAACGUGGUAUCUUCACUAAGCUAUGAAGAGUGUAACAGCGCAAUGGUAGAAGACAAUAAGGAUGCAUCGUUCAAAGAUUGCAUCCCUCAAAUGCCCGAUUUAUGCAAUCUUCAAAUCGAGUACGACGAAACGGCACCGAUUAUUGAAACAAUGACGGACGUAAGAGAAAUAACCAUAUUCGAGGAUGCUGAGGUUAUACCCUUCACAGGUAACGAUCCCCGUUCGCCGUCCAUUGCGAUUGCCCGUACCCCAAUGGUGCUGGCUAAGCAGGACAAUGAUGAACAAGCAAAGAAUCAGGCCCAUGGACUGCAGGUAGCGGAUCUACAAGCACUCGAAGGUGACUUAAAGGCGGAGGUUGAAAAACAACAACACACCCCACAGCAGGGUAUGCAGGACAACCAUAACCGGGGAGAGCAAACGCCGAAAAAGGAUAAAUUAACACCGAGGACGGGCAACCGUACGCCCUUAGGAUGUGUGACCAACAUUGGUACGGUAUCGAACAACAUACGCAAGAUGGCUCUCAUUGGACAGACAAAGCAGAUCAUGGUUGCCGACGAUCAAAAAUUGCUACCCCGCAGUGGAAACAUGGGCAGUGCGGAAUUGAACGCAUCGUCCAAACAAAACAAUCGCUCUCGAAUCCCCAAAUUAAGGAUGUCGUAAGCAAAGAAACAAUUCCUUUUCAUUUACUAUUUUAUGUGUGCUUAUUGUAAGGAACUCGAGUUGCGGUUUUGAUGAAUAGAACUAAAUGAAUAAACGAAUGAAUAAUAAAACAAUCAACGAACUA